UAAUAUUACUUUAUGUAGAUGAAAUCAAAUGAAGCUUCUGCUUCUUAGUAUCUCUCGUCUCAUCCCCACAAACCCAAAGAGGCCCAAAUCAAACUUAAACAAACGAGUCAGUGAAAUUUCUCCGUCGAAUCUCGACCUCUCUUCUCCACCGACAAUACGCCACCGCAUCUCGCCGGAAAAAUUAAACCCGCCACCAGUUUUUCUUAAUUUCUUCCAAUUCAGGCGUAGAAUUCUCGAUUUGCCAUCCACCGCUAUUCCCUUUUCUCCCAAUUCAUCAUUUCCGUCCCUUUCUCUUUCAACUUAACAAAUCCCUAAAUCUGAUUCAGUUCCUUCUGCGGCGUGCGAUCUAAUUUAGCGGUUGAAGAUUGAAGCCGAAUACAUACAAUUAAUGAGAUGGCAGCACCACCUAACAUGGAUCAGUUCGAAGCGUAUUUCAGGAGAGCGGAUUUAGAUGGUGAUGGAAGAAUCAGUGGAGCUGAAGCUGUCUCGUUCUUCAUGGGAUCCAAUUUGCCCAAACCCGUCCUUGCUCAGGUAUGGAAUUAUGCUGAUCAGGCUAAAACUGGUUUCCUUGGGAGGAAUGAGUUUUACAAUGCUCUGAGAUUGGUAACUGUUGCUCAGAGUAAGCGAGAUUUGACGCCUGAUAUCGUGAAGGCCGCAUUAUAUGGUCCUGCUGCUGCAAAAAUCCCUGCACCUCAGAUCAAUCUUGCCGCAUUACCCCCACCACGCCAGAAUGCAGUAGCUCCUGCUGCAUCAAUGCCGCAGAUGGGUGUCACCGCACUACGCCCAAAUGCAGUGGCUCCUGCGGUUUCAAUGCCGCAGAUGGGUGUAACUGCACCACGCCCGAAUUCGGUAGCUCCUGCAGCUUCAAUGCCACAGAUGGGGGUGACUGCACCGCAUCCGAAUUCGAUUUCGCCUGCAGCUUCAAUGACGAUGGGUGUAACUGCACCAACAUCAACCCAAGGUUUUGCCUACAGAGGGCAAGGAUUUCCUGGUCCUGCUGCUAACCAGCAAUAUUUUCCUUCCCAGCUGGGUCCGACCAUGAGACCGCCUCAAUCUAUGCCAGCUACUAGCACUCCCCGCCCACAACAGGGGGUUGUAGGCCCGGAUAUUUCUAAAGGAGUUAGUGUGGCUGGCCACAGUCUCUCUAAUCCUAGCAUCUCAAGUGGUUGGAAUAGUGGAGGUCCUGGUACAGUUGCUGCUAGGCCUGGAGGACUAGCUCCAUCACUUCCCUUAUCAACGUCAGCACCACCACUUGCUCCUGUUUCACCAAUGUCCCAGCCAACAACUGUCAACACAAGAGCGUUAUCUGUUUCUGGAAAUGGUUUCUCUUCCAAUUCAGUAUUGGGAAAUGAUUUAUUCUCGACCACAUCAUCCACACUGAAACAAGAGCCGGCUGGACAGAGUUUUUCAUUUAGCAGUUCACCUGCUUCGUCAGCCAUUGUUCCAGUGUCUAGUGGUGCCCAACCUGCAACAAAGAAGAAUGCUCUUGAUUCACUCCAGAGUGCAUUCUCAAUGCAGCCUGUGGGUAGUCAAUUUCAGCGAGGACAGUCUGCUUCACAUCCAAGCCAGCAGAUUUCACCACCUGCUUCUGCUUCACACCCUAGCCAGCAGAUUUCACCACCUGCUUCUUCUCCCCAUGCAUCAUCUGGGAUUUCAGCUGGACUUGGAAAUACUAAUUCUGACAAUUCACAGCAGUCUUGGCCAAAAAUGAAACCUUCUGAUGUGCAGAAGUAUACAAGGGUGUUUACGGAAGUUGACACUGAUAGGGAUGGAAAAAUCACAGGGGAGCAGGCCCGCAGUCUAUUUUUAAGUUGGAGAUUACCUAUUGAUGUCUUAAAGAAGGUGUGGGACUUAUCUGAUCAGGAUAAUGAUAGUAUGCUUUCUUUGAAAGAGUUUUGUUAUGCUCUUUAUUUGAUGGAGAGGUACAGGGAAGGUCACUCUCUUCCGCCAACCCUUCCACAUAAUGUCAUGUUUGAUGAGACACUAUUGUCUAUGUUGGGCCAUCCUAAAAUUCCUCAUGGAGGUACUGCUUGGGGUAUACGCCCAGGUUUUCAGCAGCAACAAGGGACGCCAGGUGCUCGGCCAGUGGCACCAAUAGCUGGUUUGAGGCCGCCGGUUCAAGGAACUUCUGUCCAGGUUAGUGGCAAUAUGCUGCCCAAUCAGCAAAAGUCGGGUGCUCCUGUGUUGGAGGAUUCCUUUAUGAAUCGCACAAAUAAUGGUGAGCAGCAUAUGCCAAAGCCUCAAGAUGCAACUACUACAGAGAAGGCUGAAGAAGCAGAGAAUGUGAUUUUGGAUUCAAAAGAGAAGUUGGAAUACUACCGCAACAAAAUGCAGGAACUGGUUCUAUAUAAAAGCAGAUGUGAUAAUAGACUGAAUGAGAUUACAGAAAGGGCAUCUGCGGACAAACGUGAGGCAGAGUUGUUAAGCAAGAAAUAUGAAGAGAAGUACAAACAGGUAGCAGAAAUAGCAUCCAAAUUGACUGUUGAAGAAGCUAAAUUUCGUGAUAUACAGGAAAGGAAGGUGGAGUUGCAGCAAGCCAUUGUCAAAAUGGAACAAGGAGGCAGUGCAGAUGGUAUUCUUCAGGUCCGUGCUGAUCGCAUACAGUCAGAUCUUGAGGAGUUAUUUAAGGCUUUGGCUGAACGAUGCAAGAAACAUGGGAUAGAUGUGAAGUCAAUUGCAAUGGUUCAGCUUCCUACCGGAUGGCAACCUGGGAUUGCAGAGGGAGCAGCUCUUUGGGAUGAAGAUUGGGAUAAAUUUGAAGAUGAAGGAUUUGCCAAUGAUCUCACUUUUGCAAAACAUGCAUCUCCAAAAUCAAAACCCACCUUCGUUAAAGGAGAGCAAAAUUUCCCUGAUGACAAUUCAGCUUAUGGUUCACCUGUGAAUGCAAAUGGGAAGCAAGAAACUGCUAUUAAUGGUGAUUAUGCAGUUGAAGAUGAAUCUUAUACACACAGUGAAGAUGGCUUUGCAAGAAGCCCUCGUGGUAGUCCAGCUGGAAGGACUACUGUGGAAGACAGUCCAUUUGUGAAAAGUCCUCGAGGAGAUGCAGAAACUAGAAGUUUUGAUGAAUCGACUUGGGGUGCAUUCGACAAUAAUGACGAUGUAGACUCGGUGUGGAAUUUUCCUGGUACCAAGGACUCUGAUGGAGAUUUCUUCAAAUCUGGUGACUUUGGUAUUAACCCAAUUAGAACAGGAUCUACACAUGCAGAUGGCAUGUUCCAGGCCAAGAGCCCAUUUACUUUUGAUGAUUCGGUGCCUGCAACUCCACUUUCCAAGUUCAGCAACUCUCCGAGAUACAAAAACUCCACUUUUGAUGAUUCAGUACCUGCAACUCCACUUUCGAAGUUUGGCAACUCUCCAAGGUACAGUGAGGCAGGGGAUUUCUUUGAGACAUCAAGGUUUGAUUCAAGGUUCGAUUCCUUCAGCAUGCAUGAUGGUGGGUUUUCUCCACAACCAGAGGGGUUUACAAGAUUUGAUUCCUUUAGUAGCAGCAAGGAUUUUGGCUACAGUAGUGAGAAUUUCACAAGGUCCGAUUCCAUGAGUAGCAAUAGAGAUUUUGGCUUAAAUAAUGAUAAAUUCGCAAGGUUUGAUUCCAUUAGUAGCAGCAGAGAUGUUGGGUUCAAUAAUGACAAAUUUUCUAGGUUUGAUUCCAUAAGUAGCAGCAGCCAAGACUUUGGCUACCAUCCUGAGACGUUCACAAGGUUUGAUUCCAUGAGUAGCAGCAGCAAAGAUUUCGGGCAUGCAAGGUUUGAUUCAAUUAGUAGCACCAAGGACUUAGGCCACAGCAGUGCAUUCUCUUUCGAUGACACUGAUCCAUUUGGUUCCUCUGGGCCAUUUAAGGUUUCUUCAGAUACUAAUUCUUCGAAGAAGGGUUCUGAUAAUUGGAGUGCAUUUUAGCCUCUAAACCAAGUUUCCUGUUUCCUUUUAUGUUUCCAUUUCCUUGAUUGUUCAUUGUAGGCCAUUUUUUGUGUAUAGUUAGAAGAAAAGCUUGGAUGGUAUUAUUGUAUUUUGUGGCGUUGAUGUAUUAGUCUAAAGAGUUCUUUUUUUUUAAGGAUUUUUUUUCCUGGGGCUGAUGGAGGAUGUGUAUGAGUGAGAAUGAGAGUGAGUGAGAGAGAGAUGUGAGAUUAAAUGAUUUGAUGUGAUAUGUACUAUACUGAGUUGAAUCGCAAGUCAAUCUCUAUUACGAGCAUUGCCACUUAUAAGAUCUAUUUUUCUUGUAAA
Arachis duranensis is the source of this 4218-nucleotide messenger RNA. RefSeq lists its product as uncharacterized. The transcript has 13 exons. Bases 394 to 3894 code for a protein of 1166 amino acids. Gene Ontology annotation, biological process: endosomal transport; endocytosis. Lineage: Eukaryota; Viridiplantae; Streptophyta; Magnoliopsida; Fabales; Fabaceae. Gene Ontology annotation, cellular component: nucleus; plasma membrane; cytoplasm. Gene Ontology annotation, molecular function: calcium ion binding; protein binding. The record is from RefSeq and is a predicted model, not a curated record.